ACCCAAUCUUUCUUCCAUGACACAAAAACCUAGUAGUUGAUCAAAAAAAUAAAAAAGAAGUUGAGAUGGCCCUCUUAUUCCCAAUGAAUUUAGCAAAAUUUGCUUCUUUUGUAAUCACAUUAUUGGUUAUUGUGGUAGCUGGAGAAUGUAUUUGUGUUAUUUGUAGAAUGUCACCAUGUCCUAAAGCAAAUCCACCCUUGCCCGUUGAAACUGUUUUCCAGUGACCCGCUCCAUUACCAAUUUGGCCAUCUGGAACAUGAUUUGCAACUAGGUUUCUAAGUCUGGGAGAAUUAAUAGUGUCAGAAGCAACAGAUUUUGACGUGGUUUGGAGGACUCGCUCGGGUGGUCCAGAUAACCUUGGAGCAACAUUCUUUGAACCCUCAACAACUGAUGAUACAGCACAAGGAUACAAGGUGCUAGGUUACUAUAGUCAACCCAACAACAAGCCCUUCACUGGACGAUCUGUACUAGCCUUUGAUAGGUAUUUACGUGGAAAUAUGAAGGGUCCGGUGGAUUACAAUUAUGUGUGGAGCAACAUGUAUUCAUCAGAUAUUGAUCAAGAUGGGUUUGGCUAUAUCUAGUGGCCAAAAUGCCCAGAUGGUUACAAAGCCUUAGGGCUUGUUGUCACAAACGCAACUCAGAAGCCAUCCCUAGAUAAAAUAAGUUGUGUUAAAGCUGAGCUCACUGAUCAAUGUGAGCAUUUCAACUAGAUUUGGGGUGCUGAAGGUAUCAAUGUUUAUACUACAAGGCCCCAACACUAAAGGGACCCAAGCUAUGGGAGUUCAUUUGGGUUCAUUUGUAGCCCAAGUUGGUGGGGUUAUGUUUGAUAUAGCUUGCUUGAAGAAUACCAAUUCUGAUUUAUCUUCUAUGCCUACUCUAGAACAAAUUGAGCUAAUAAUUAAAGCCUACUCUCCAUGGGUGUACUUUCAUCCUGAUGAAAAAUACCUGCCUGCUUCAGUGGAAUGGUUUUUUGAGAAUGGGGGACUAUUAUAUAAUAGAGGGGACGAGGGAAAUCCUGUUCCAAUUUCUCCCAACGGCUCAAACCUUCCUCAAGGUGGUUCAGAUGAUGGUGCCUAUUGGUUGAACGAACCAGAUGACUUUGAUGCCAGAGACAGGGUUGAGAGAGGAGAUUUAGCAGUAGCUCGGGUUUAUAUGCAUGUAAAGCCCAUGUUUGGUGCUACAUUCACUGGCAUAGCUAUUUGGAUCUAUUAUCCAUUUAAUGGCCCUGCCAAGAUAAGUUUUGGACUUCUCAAUUAUCAACUUCCGCACAUAGGUGAACAUAUUGGUGAUUGGGAGCAUGUGACCUUGAGAGUCAACAAUUUCAAUGGAGAGCUACAAAGUAUCUAUUUUUCUCAACAUAAAGGUGGUACAAGGUUGGAUGCUACUGAUCUUGAGUUUCAAGAAGGUAACAAGGCUGCUGUGUAUGCAUCAUUGCAUGGACAUGCAUUUUAUUCAAAGCCUGGACUUGUUUUGGACGGGCGUGAUGGAAUUGGACUGAGGAAUGAUUGUGAAAAGGCUGAUUUGUACUUGGAUACUGGAGCAAGUUAUACAUUGGUGGCAGCUGAGUAUUUGGGCUCAGCAGUUGUUGAGCCACCUUGGCUAAACUAUAGUAGAAAAUGGGGUCCAACAGUUAAUCAUAUUCUUAAGGAUGAGAUUGAUGAGAUUUUGAAAUCAGUCUAG
This is a messenger RNA of Quercus lobata, 1680 nucleotides long. RefSeq lists its product as uncharacterized. The transcript has 3 exons. The record is from RefSeq and is a predicted model, not a curated record. NCBI's taxonomy places the organism in Eukaryota, Viridiplantae, Streptophyta, Magnoliopsida, Fagales, Fagaceae. The coding region runs from base 733 to 1680 and encodes 315 amino acids.